This is a messenger RNA of Cryptosporidium ubiquitum, 2211 nucleotides long. RefSeq lists its product as uncharacterized. Lineage: Eukaryota; Apicomplexa; Conoidasida; Eucoccidiorida; Cryptosporidiidae. The record is from RefSeq and is a predicted model, not a curated record. Bases 1 to 2211 code for a protein of 736 amino acids. The transcript has a single exon.
AUGCAACAUAUUUACAACGGCUAUUUAUCAAACUAUCUUUGUGGAGCAAGUACUUCGUCCAACUCAAUAUUACCAUCGUUUUCUGCUUCCAGUAGAACAGCUAAUACAAGUAGCUCUCUGAACAUAUCCCUCAGUAACGAUCUGAAUCCGUAUUUGCAACAAACCUUGAAUAAACUUCCGGUAGCUUUGAACUCAAAUAUUCCGUAUUUCCAACAUUCGAUGAUAGCUUUCGCAAACCGAAUUCCUUAUCAAACCAUUCCCGAGGCUCAAACUAACAACUCAAAUCCGACAGAGUCAUCUGACUCUAUAGGCUCUGAUUUUAGGUUAGAUCAGAACAAAUCUAAUGACGAAGAGUUUAAUUGUUCUGGACCGAACGGUAGUUUGCCUGAGGAGCAAUCGAAUCCUACAGAUUCUACAGAAUUACCUAGUUCUGGCACAUCCACCAUCUUUUCCUCUAUGUCUGAUGCAUACUCUGCUUCCCAGACUAACCCAUCGCCGAUCCGAACUGCCGAUGAGAAACAUACAACAGGUGUUGUUAAGACAACUGUAUCCGAUAGUUCCGUUCAGAAGCCUCUCCACACAAAAAAAGAAAAGGCCAUAAAGGCGAUCAAACACAAGCUUGGUAGCAGCAACCAUGGGGGAGGAGGGGUCAGUGGUAGUUGUGUUAGUGGAGGAGUUAGUGCACAAGACCUCGAUAAGGCAAUGAGCCUUACAAACAAUGGUUUCCGCAAUAUGUCCCUCAAAGGAAUAUACUACGACCGAAGGAAUCAUGGUUGGCAAGUACGUAUUCGUAAGAGACAGACUGAAAUAUCUAGGUAUUUCUCUGCAAAGAGGUAUGGAGUUGAGAAAUCGUAUGAAAUGGCUCUUAGGUUUUACCAAGUCAAUAUCAUCGGGAACUUAGGCAAUGAGUUGAAAUCAGCCAAAAGUUCUGAAACUUCCCAUACUUUAGAUGGAAACUCCGAUAUCCAAGCACCUACAGUGCUUUCAAAGGAUGACCAACAGGGGUUUCAUGAACAACAGACAUCUGGACAAAAGAAUUUUGAAAGUAAUAUUGCCAACAAUAGUUUUUUUGCCACAAAUGGAGGCAAUACUGUAGAAAAUAGCAAUAGCCAAACUAAUAGCAUUCGCAGUAACUCCAUCGAUGGAUCAUUCAAAUCACUCAAUACUGACUCCACUUCCCUGAAUGGAAAUUUAAAUUGUUUCUUUCCAUAUUCUGCUCAAGGAGAUUUAGAAGUCAACAAUCAAUUGCUUUCACAUUACAUAACUAACAACAUUCUUAAUAACAUUCUUGUAAAUCAAAUCAUUGCAAACAAUUUAUUUGCUAACACUAUGAUAAAUGUGAGGAAUGCGGUUAACUUACAUGGGACAGGGCAUCCAAUCCACUGUUUUUCUAAGAUAAUAGCCCCUCAAACGUCAGCUCAACAAUAUGGAUCAAGUUUAACCACUUGCGUAAACUCUCCAAAUAUUGUUCCUUCUACUCCGAUAGUUAAUCCGAGUAUAGGAACAGUUUCAUACGACUCACAGCUAAUGCUUAAAGAUAUCAUAAGUAAUGCACUUUCUGAUUCCGAAACCCUAUGGAAGGGCGUUUACUACGACAAUCGCAAUAAUGGCUGGACAUUCUGUCUUGAUGGAUAUCCGGAGAAGUUUUUUGGCUCAAUUGAAUUUGGGGAGGUUGAAUCUUUGGUGUUAGCUUUCACAUGUAAAAUAAAUGCCUUAAAACUCAACUGUGAUGUUUCUCAAAUACGUUCGAUCGUUUCGAACAAUAUGACUGAUCUUCAAAAGAUAAUGGGAAUAAGCAAUGAGGCUUCUCAGAAUUCGCCAUUAAGCGAUGAUGAAUCCCACAUUGAUAAAGAAGAUCACAACAAAAAAGCAGUAAAGAGUUUUAAAGAUUUAACUUUACAUGAAAAAAUGGAUAAUUGUAGUUUAAAUGAACUAACUGAAUUUAUUUCCAUUUCUCAGCAAAUCAAGCAGGUCAUUAAUAACAGUAUUCUAAAGUCUGGUCAUCAAACUCUAACAAGCAUAAACUUCAGUGGGGGGAUCCCUAUGGGACAUUCAGCAUCUUUGGAUAUUUUAAAACAAAAUUUUAAUGUUAGGCAGCCUAUCUUAAGUAACUUUAGUGAUAACUCAAUUUUUUUUCAAAAUGUUAACAAUAAUCAAUCUUUACUACAUGGUCAAUGUUUAUUAAAUAAUCAAAACCAAUUUGGGAUGUAA